AUGCAGGCCAACAAGAUUCCCGAGUUUCUCGCAGAGCAGCGAGAACUAGCUCCAGAAGAGUACCAAUCUACAUUACUCGAUUUUGAAAGUUUCUGGGAGCGAAAGCUAUGGCAUCAGCUCACCGACGGCUUGAUAAAGUACUUCUCUGAGCCCCCGAGCGCGCCGCAGCGGCUACCUUUUUUCAAGAAUUUCGUUCUUAGCUUUGCAGAUAAGAUUAAUCAGUUGAAAUUUGUGACGUUAGGACGAAUGGCUUCGGCCCAAUGCAAAGCCUUGGCUGAUAAAGUCAAUAAACCUAGUUCUCAAGACGCAUAUGUCUACGCCAUGUCAGAUGUCGCCGCCGUUAAGCUACGACUGGGGGAUUUUGAGGGCUCUCGGGCAAAUCUCGAUGCAUCACAGACUGUCUUGGACUCAUUUGACUCUGUCGAAAACGUCGUGCAUGCCUCGUUUUAUAAAGUAAACGCAGACUAUUAUCAUGCGAAAUUGGAGUUUGCUUCCUACUACAAAAACGCGCUCCUCUAUCUCGCCUGCGUUGACGUAGAGGACGUCACCCCAGAAGAACGUGCAGCUAGAGCGUACGACCUCAGUAUAGCUGCUCUAGUAUCGGAUACAAUCUACAAUUUCGGCGAACUUCUCCUUCAUCCGAUCCUCGAUUCGCUCACAGAAACGCCCCACGCAUGGCUCCGCGAACUCUUGUUUGCUUUCAACCGCGGGCGAUUUGACCGCUUAUGA
Molecule: messenger RNA, 729 nt
Organism: Uncinocarpus reesii 1704
Lineage: Eukaryota; Fungi; Ascomycota; Eurotiomycetes; Onygenales; Onygenaceae
Exons: 3
Coding region: 1-729 (242 amino acids)
Biological process (GO): ubiquitin-dependent protein catabolic process
Cellular component (GO): cytosol; proteasome regulatory particle, lid subcomplex; nucleus
Molecular function (GO): structural molecule activity
Source: RefSeq, a predicted model, not a curated record